GCAGCCAUUGCGGCUGAACACCGGGACACUAAGGACUUCAAAAAACUGUAUGAAGAUUUAAUGAGAGACAAUGGACGUCUUCGCUCACAGCUGCUAAACACCCAGAACCUGGUGAAUGAAACAAAAGCAGAAUUGGAAAGAGCCACGCAGAGGCAGGAAAGGUGUGUUGACAGAUCGUUUCUCAUCGAUACAGAGAAAAAAGAAAAGAUGAUCCUGGAACGCAGAGUAUCUGAACUACAAGAAGAGCUGAAGGUUCUCGGAGACUUGAAGGCUGAUAACCAACGCUUGAAAGAUGAGAACGGAGCUCUAAUUCGAGUCAUCAGCAAGCUUUCAAAAUAA
Messenger RNA from Staurois parvus, 339 nucleotides. NCBI's taxonomy places the organism in Eukaryota, Metazoa, Chordata, Amphibia, Anura, Ranidae. The record is from the annotation of a GenBank genome assembly.